Messenger RNA from Anguilla rostrata (American eel), 5941 nucleotides. RefSeq names its product F-actin-uncapping protein LRRC16A-like. Gene Ontology annotation, molecular function: protein binding. Gene Ontology annotation, cellular component: lamellipodium; plasma membrane. The transcript has 38 exons. Gene Ontology annotation, biological process: cell migration; regulation of Arp2/3 complex-mediated actin nucleation. The coding region runs from base 440 to 4708 and encodes 1422 amino acids. The record is from RefSeq and is a predicted model, not a curated record. NCBI's taxonomy places the organism in Eukaryota, Metazoa, Chordata, Actinopteri, Anguilliformes, Anguillidae.
GGAUGUCAUGUGAGGAGGGGGGUCCUCUUCAACGGUAGCUUGAUGUUAGUGCUGUUCAGGGCUGGACUAGAUGCAAUUUGGUGUGAUUGUUACGGUGGCUCAUUCUCGCGAGGUGAGCCCAACCUUAGCCAUUCCCUUUACUCAUUAUUGAGUGGAAUCUUUUCUUCCGCCAGGGUAUUGCUCAAUGUAGCCUAUGAUUUCUUCAGUCCUGCUCAUCACAAGAGGACCGAAAGUAGAGGGAGAUGCGCCGACCGACAUCUCGAAGGGAACGAAACAUGUAACCAGGCAUUUGGAACGGCACCUGAUAUCAAAGGACCUGAGUGCUUUCCCCAUUUAUGCACUCACUAUUAUUUUUUAUUAGGCUAUAGUUAGUCUUCAUUUGUCUUUGCUUCCUGGAGGCUUUCCGUUUGGAUGUAAUCAUCGACACAAAUCUGCAAUAAUGAGCGAAGAAAUAUCGGAUAUUCCGAAGGAACUGCUUGAGAGCGUGAAAGAUGCCGUGGGUCGGAAGAUCAAACUCUCCGUCAAGAAGAAAGUUAAACUGGAAGUCAAAGGGGACAAGGUGGAAAACAGAGUGCUGGCUCUGGCGUCCCAUCGGGCAUACCUGCUGACAGCACGGAUCCCCAGUAAGGUUGAACAGACCUUCAAUUAUCUGGAAAUCCAAGGAAUCACUUGUAACAAGCCUACUCAGCUGGCGGUGGAGUACGACCGGGGCCUGGUGUCCAUGAAGCUGGCAUCGCCUGAGGAAGUGAAUGAGGUGGUGGCCCACAUAGGGAGCUGUCUGCAGAGGAUAUGUCCCGGUUUAUCCCCCGUGAAGGUUAUGAAGAAGCUGGCGAUGGAGCCCCCGGAGCGGAUUUCCUCCCUACAGACAUUAUGGGAGAACCAGAAUGUAGCAGAACCAGGACCGUGUGGGGGCUUCUCCCAGCUGUACAAGUGCGUGUGCGACUGGAUGGGCCUACAAUAUAGGGAGGAAGUGCAAUGGGACGUGGACACAAUCUAUUUAACACAGGACACACGGGAGUUGAAUCUGCAGGAUUUCAGUCACCUUGAAAACAGGGAUUUGGUUGCCAUCAUAGCUGUCCUGGAGUACAACCAGUGGUUCACCAAGCUCUCUACAAAGGACUACAAAUUGUCUGCAGAUGUCAGUGACCAGAUCCUGCGAGUGGUGUCUCGGUCCAGUCGGCUUGAGGAGCUCGUUCUGGACAAUGCUGGCCUGAAAACUGAUUUUGCACAGAAGUUGGCGAAUGCCCUUGCCCAUAACCCAGCCUCAGGACUACACACCAUAAACCUUUCCAACAACCAGCUUGAAGACAGAGGUAUUGCCUCUCUGAGUGUGCAGUUUGCCAAACUCCGAAUUGGAGUCAAGCAUUUAAACUUUUCAAAAACCUCGUUAUCACCCAAAGGGGUGAAUAGCCUUUGUCAGUCACUGAGUGCCAACCAGUCCAUUGCCAGCACCCUCACACACCUUGACCUCUCAGGGAACGUUCUACGAGGAGAUGACCUCACGAACCUGUACCAUUUCCUGGGCCAGCCAAACAGCCUGACCACUCUGGACCUGUCCAACACUGACUGUUCACUGGACCUGGUGUGUUCUGCACUUCUACGGGGCUCUGUCCUGCACCUGUCAGUUCUAAACAUGUCAAAGAGCAUUUUUGCCCACAGAAAAGGUAAAGAGGUCGCUCCCUCCUUCAAGCAUUUCUUCAGCACCGCUGUAGCUCUGAGCAGCAUCAACGUGUCAGGAACAAAGAUUCCACCGGAGGGCCUAAAGGCAAUGUUACUGGGCCUUGCCAGCAAUCCCAACCUGAAAGAUGUCUCCCUGGACCUAAGCUGUUGUGAGUUGAGGUCAGGCGGCUCUCAGGCCUUAGAGGGGUGCAUUGCGGAGAUUCCCAACGUAUCCAGCCUGGACAUAUCUGACAAUGGUUUGGACUCCGACCUGACAACUUUACUGGUGUGGCUUUCCAAAAAUCGAUCCAUCCGGCAUCUGUCGCUGGGGAAGAACUUCAACAACAUCAAAUCAAAGAACCUAGCUCCCGUCUUGGACAGCCUUGUGCACAUGAUACAGGAUGAGGAAUCGCCACUGACCUCCCUCUCACUGGCGGACUCCAAGCUGAAGAGUGACCUGACCAUUGUCCUGAAUGCCCUGGGCAGCAACACCUCGCUGACCAGAGUGGACAUCAGUGGGAAUGGCAUGGGUGACAUGGGGGCCAAGAUGCUGGCCAAAGCCUUGCAGAUCAACAGCAAGCUCAGAACGGUCAUUUGGGACAAAAACAACAUCAGCCCACAAGGCCUGCAGGAUGUUGCAGCAGCUCUGGAGAAAAAUUUCACGAUCCGCUUCAUGCCGAUCCCCAUUAUCGACGCGUCCCAAGCUCUGAAGGCCAGCCCUGAAAAGACUGAGGAUGCGUUGCUCAAGAUUGAGAAUUACCUGUUUCGGAACCACAAGACCCGUAAAUACCUCCAGGAGCAGGCCUACCGUCUCCAGCAGGGCAUUGUCACGACAACCACACAGCAGAUGAUUGACAGGAUCUGCGUCAAAGUUCAGGACCAUCUCAAUUCGCUGAGAUAUUCAGAGACCGACGCCAUUUUAGAGGACGUGAAAAUGGCUGAAAACUUUGUGAAGGAUGCCAGGAACUCUAAAACGCUCCUGCCCAACCUGUACCACCUGGGGGCGGCCUCCCAGGAGGGGUUGGAUAGCUCAUCCUCUAGCCCCAUCCAGGAGAAGCUGGAGUCCAUGGUUGGAGAGGUGACCAGGGUGAUGGAUGAACAGUUACAGAGUUUGUUGGAGUCCAUGGUGGACACGGCUGAAGGGCUUUGCCCUCACGUGAUGAAGAGGCCCAACCUGCGGCAGGAUCUUAUCAAGGCCAGCACAGGCAAGAUGGUCAUCCCAAGCUCUUUUGUCAAGGAUACACUGUUGCAGCAGUCUGGUAUCGACAUCAUCAACAAGAUCAGUGAGGUAAAGCUCAGCUUGGCGUCCUUCCUCUCAGACCGUGUCGUCGAUGAGAUUUUGGAGGCUCUUUCACGUUCUCAACACACAUUGGCGGAGCACUUGGCCAGGAAGGGGCGCCCCCUCCUCCACCAGGAGUCCGUGGAGGCAGAGGCCCCGGAGGAGAGGACCCCCAAGCGGGCCGCCAUGGAGCUAACGGAACCGGAGCGGCUGGAUGACCUGGAGACGUGCAUGAUGACCCCGAAGUCCAAGAGGAAAAGCAUUCACAGCAGAAUGCUGCGGCCCGUGUCUCGAGCUUUUGAUAUGGAGUUUGACUUGGACAAAGCUCUGGAGGAUGUGCCCGUCCACAUGGACGACCCGGCAGCCGCUCCUCCAAAGCUGGAGAAGAAGACUUCUGGAGGGAUGGGAGAGCUGCCUUCAGAAGAGUGCAAGAAGCUCCAGCACUACACCAAACUGCGGCCCAAAAGGAACAAGAAGAAGCAGUCCAGUAAGGUCCCUCACUUAACCAGCACCACCUCACAGGAGGGUGAACAGAAUGGCAUUAUGGGAAGGGUAGAUGAGGGAGUAGAUGAAUUCUUCACCAAGAAAGUCACAAAACUGGACACCAAACGUCCCUCCCUGAAGAGCUCAGACUCCCAGGACGGAGAGAAGAAGCGUGACUCGCGCAAGGGUGGCUUCCUCAACCUCAUCAAAUCCCGCACCUGCAAGUCCUCCGACAAGAGCCAGGCGGCUUCUCCCCAGCCGACGGCACCCGUAGCAACGGAGGAGCCCUCCUCGCCCAAGGGCCCGGUCAAGGGCAAAGAGGCCAAAGCCCCGCCCACGGACUACAGCAGCAGCUCGGACCGCUCGGAGGACCUGAAGACCCCCGACUCCAUGGACGAGCACUCGGAGGGUGACGGCAAGGGCAGCCCCCAGGGAGGCCGCCGUUACGGUGUCCAGGUCAUGGGCAGCGGCCUGCUGGCAGAGAUGAAGGCUAAGCAGGAGAGGAGGGCAGCUAGUGUCCAUAAGACGCAUGAUUCCUCAUCCAGUCCAGACAGACCAGAUGGGGGUGGGACAGGCAAAGUGCACCCGGCUGCGCCGGAGAGCCGAGGCCCGGGGGCCCCCAAAGCGGAGGGGGUUGCAGGUUCCCCGGAGAAGACCCCGCGCAACGACGGCAAGCCCGAGGCCACGGCCAGGGCCCGCGCCGCUCCUCCCAGCCCCUCCCCCGCCAGCCCCAAACCCCCCCUGCAGGGCGCCAAGCCCCCCCUGGCUGCCCGGCCCGCCAUCCUGCAGAAGCCGCGCACCAGCAGCAGCCGGAGCAUAGAUGAAGACUUGCCGGGUGGGAACAUGUCCCCAAAAGCACCGCUGCCGCCCCACCCACUGAAGAGGGCGUCGUCGGAGAAGGAGAGGGACGUACCUGGCAGCCCGCUGCCCAUGGGCACCGGGAGCAGGGGGCCUGCUCAGGAAGUGGAUCUCAUGGGAGACGGUAGCCCCUUUGACUCCGAUCAGGAGCCUGACAAACCUGCGACUCCCAUGAGACCCAGAGCCACACGGCAGUACUCCACCGGCGCUGCGGAGGAAUUGGGCGAGCAGGAGCACAGGAAGUCCCUCCCCCGACCUGUAAGACCUGCCUCAGCGUCAGAAAAUGCACAGCGCCCCAGCCCUCAACGGCAAAGCUCUGAAGAGAAUUGCUCCAAGGCCAAGGACAAAUCACCCAACAAGGAAAAGAGCCUGAGUAGGAAGUCCACCGACUCUGGAGAAGAAGUGGACAAAGACUUUAUUUUUAUAUGACCAAAAAAAAAACGAAGAAAACUGGCAAACUGGACCUUGCCAAUUUUGGUCUUACUCUGUCUAAAAUCAGGAAUAAUAAAAUCUGCACCUUCCACUUCUGUCUUCUGUAGGUUCUGCUGGACCAAACAGAGCAAAUAACGUAUGUUUGUUUACUAUUAUUUCUUAGAAGGCCAGGUGAAGUAACCGUAUGAUGUGUUAUGCAUUGAGAACACUGUGCUACACCCCAUUACCCCUGUAACUUAAAAGCAAAAAAAAAGGCUAGAGUACUGUUAUAAUUUAUUUAUAAUUGGUCAAUACAUCAACUCUUCUAAACGAGCCCUUCCUAUUUAUUCAGAAUUUAAAUGGGUUCUAUUCUAUGGCUUAUUCUAUGAAUUAACUAAAUUCAUAUACUGUAAUAAAUAAAUGCAUAACAUUGAUGGUUCUAGUCCAGUUGGUCACUGUGGCGGGUUGCUACUGUAUGAACCAGACAUAAGUAUUGUUCACAUUUCACCAUUUUGGGUUAUUAAAAACCAUAAUUUAAGAUUUCUGUUUAUUUUUCUCUGUACUGACUAUGAAACUCGUUAUUGUGAUGUGGAGGGAAUGCCAGGGCAUCCAAGACACUGUAAUUGUAGUUGGUAUCAUCUCCGAGUGUCUGAUAUCCGCUAAAAUAAGAACUCCUGUCUAAAAUGGUCUUUUACAGGCACAGUUUUACACAUGUACCUGUUGUCUUAAUUCUUUUCUAGAGUCCGUUUAAUAAAACGUUUUCGGCGUUUUAAAUCAUACAUCUUGCCAUCUCUUAAUGUGGGGAGGGGUGGCUAAACAAGAAGGAAUUUGGCUGUCAAAUUAGGCUUCUGGCUUGUUUGUGUGCAUGUGUAUGUGCGUCACACACGGAUAUGUGCAAGUGUGUAUAAUUGCGUCGUACACAAAAAAAAAACGACGCACACGUGUGUACGCCUAUGUGCUCGUGUCUGUGCGCACACAUACAUUUUUAUAUGUGAACACGUGAAAUACACGAAUAAUAUUGCAAUGGUACUAAGCACACUAAUUACAAGGGUCUUUUAUAUGUAAUUUAUUAAAAUAGAGAAGCUGGUGCUUGGACGUCAUCAUUCCUGCUGAUGUAUAUUGUGUUGUUAACACGCAAGAAAUUGAGAAUUACGUUUCUUGUUGCGCACUAAGCACAAUAAAAAUGUGUUAUUUUGAAUACCGACAAAGGGAACUGCAAUAUUAAAUUAAACGUGGGUGUAUCAUGUCUGA